AUCAUCGUUAAUUAAACCCUUCCUUUCGUCUCUCCUCCUCCUUCACCGUGAAUCUCUCUGGAAAAAACGCAGUUUCUUUCCUACUACGAUGCUGGGUGGUUUACGCAGAUCCGCGGCGACCUUAUUCGAUCACAGUCAGUCUCUGCUUCGUAAUCUAUCCUUUCAUGGAGUGCGUGUGCAAGGAAUCCGUGUGGGAAACGCAGAGGUUCCAAACCACAAGCCCCUCAAGACCGGUCUUCAAGAAGUUUACGGAAUAGGACGCCGCAAGUCUCACCAGGUUCUCUGUGGGCUCGGCAUCACCAACAAGCUCGCCAGAGACUUAACUGGCAAAGAACUCAUUGACCUCCGCGAAGAAGUUGGCAUGCACCAACAUGGUGAUGAACUGAGGAGGCGUGUUGGAUCGGAGAUACAGAGACUGGUGGAAGUAGACUGUUACAGAGGAAGUAGACAUAGACAUGGGAUGCCUUGCAGAGGUCAAAGAACCAAAACUAAUGCUCGCACCAAAAAGGGAAAGAGAGUUGCUAUCGCUGGAAAGAAGAAAGCUCCUCGCAAGUAGAACCCUUAAAAACCUCUCUGUAGUAGCACCAGUCUACGACUCUGUUUGGAUGAAAUUUGGUCAAAUAAGCAGACAUGAUUUGCUGAGGAAGUAGAGAACUUCCAAGUAAGCAUGAUCUUGAUUCUUGAACUUGUUCUGUAAUACUCUCUAGCUCCUCUGGUCUCUUGGUUUUGUUUGUUAUCCUUUAGAACAUGGAUCAAAAAGUUAGCCCAUUAACAACUUUUUCUUUGUCACCAA
Messenger RNA from Raphanus sativus (radish), 793 nucleotides. RefSeq names its product small ribosomal subunit protein S13, mitochondrial. Gene Ontology annotation, molecular function: structural constituent of ribosome; RNA binding. The transcript has 3 exons. Gene Ontology annotation, cellular component: mitochondrion; ribosome; small ribosomal subunit. Gene Ontology annotation, biological process: translation. NCBI's taxonomy places the organism in Eukaryota, Viridiplantae, Streptophyta, Magnoliopsida, Brassicales, Brassicaceae. Bases 89 to 556 code for a protein of 155 amino acids. The record is from RefSeq and is a predicted model, not a curated record.